AUGGCGUCCCUCCAAGCCCCAAUCGGCCUGCUCUCGCCCACCAUGCGUGGCUGGAUCAUCUCAUCGCUCCUCUUCGCCGGCGUUCCGGUCGGCGUUUACGGCCAUCUGCGCAUCGUCGUCAUCGGCGCCGUCUGUCUAGCUGCUGGCGCCGCCUUUGAGGCCGCCGCCGUAAACCUGUCCAUGACCCCUUUUGGCCGCAUUAAGGUCGGCCUCGGCCAGGGACUAUACCUUGGCAACCUCCACGUCUAUCUGACCGAGAUUGCGCCCUCCACCCACCGCGACCGCGUCGUCGCCAUGCCGCAGGCCCUGGUGAUGCUGGGCUUGUGCGCCGACUGCUUCACCUGCUACGCCAGCACCAUCAACUUGUCAGGGGAUGCCCAAUGGCGCAUCACCAUGGGCAUCCAGGCAGUUUGCGGCGCACCCCUGGCUCUCGCAUGCUGUCUGCUGCCCGAAUUUCCGCGCUGGCUGCUCAUCAAAGGUCGUGACCGUGAGGCCAAGAUCAACAUGCGGGGGCUGGAAUUUACGCUUGACGAGAUUAUGCACGAGGUUGGCGCUAUCGCCGCUGCGACCGAGGUUCCUAGUGCCUAAGACUCCCCGGUCUCAUUGCCUGCCGCUGCU
Molecule: messenger RNA, 618 nt
Organism: Gaeumannomyces tritici R3-111a-1
Lineage: Eukaryota; Fungi; Ascomycota; Sordariomycetes; Magnaporthales; Magnaporthaceae
Exons: 1
Coding region: 1-588 (195 amino acids)
Biological process (GO): carbohydrate transport; transmembrane transport
Cellular component (GO): membrane
Molecular function (GO): carbohydrate:proton symporter activity
Source: RefSeq, a predicted model, not a curated record